Ruditapes philippinarum (Manila clam) is the source of this 1083-nucleotide messenger RNA. Its product is annotated as calmodulin-alpha-like. The record is from RefSeq and is a predicted model, not a curated record. The coding region runs from base 187 to 636 and encodes 149 amino acids. The transcript has 6 exons. Gene Ontology annotation, molecular function: calcium ion binding; enzyme regulator activity. NCBI's taxonomy places the organism in Eukaryota, Metazoa, Mollusca, Bivalvia, Venerida, Veneridae.
UAUUGAUUAUAGUGUUUGUAUAUUGAGAUAAUCUUGAUCCUAAACUACCUUGACAAAUAUGUAGUUAUGUUUUUGAUACCUUUAAAACUUUAGUGCUAGCUAUUCUCAGUGUUUCGAUUUUAAAUUUUUUGAUGUUUGUUUAAUGUGUAGAAAUAAAAUAGGAUUAAAGAAGAACAACAGACAAAGAUGGGUGAACAAUUAACAGAUGAAGAAAUAUUAGAAUGCAAGCGGAGUUUCGCCAUGUAUGAUCGUGACGGGGACGGGACGAUUAGCUCGAGGGAACUUGGCGCGGUGAUGCGGAGUAUGGGAUACCGGCCAUCUGACAAUGAACUCACGGACAUCUUUAACGAGUUUGAUCCCGAUGGUCAUGGGGAAUUUUCUUUUCCUGAAUUCCUCUCAAUAAUGGCAAAGAAGUUAAAGGAAUAUGAAGGCGAAGAAUCCUUAAGAUUGGCAUUCCGUGUGUUUGACAAGGACGACAACGGCAUGGUGACGGUGUCCGACUUCCGGUACAUGAUGGAGAAUCUGAAAGUCAGUGUGACGGAGAAAGAGAUUGAAGAAAUGAUAAAAGAUGCAGAUAAAAAUCAUAAUGGAUACAUCCCUUAUAAUGAAUUUAUAACAUGGAUCACGGGCAGGUAGUAUAGUAAUUAGAGAUGAAAAUGAUUUCAGUUUAGACCCGUGUGCGUGCUGACGAAAUACGAUAAACUGCCAAUGUAGAAGAAAAUAUCUACGCAAGACACUAGAAUAAAACUAUAAUUUUUUUUAAUAAAGUGGCAUCAAAGUUUAUUUUUACUUCAACAAUAAACGUGUCGAGUAGGAUUUCAAUGAAUUUUAGUGUUUUUGUAACCUUGUAUACUGUUGUAUACGAUUUAUUCAUAUAUACAUGCAUGUUUAUUGCGAAAUAAGUUGAAUUCACUGCAAAGUUGUGCGUCAAAUGACUAUUGCCCAUUGUUCUAGACACAUUUAUCUUGGAAAAUUUUGUUUGUUAAAUUUGCUUAUGUAUAAAUGUUUAUGUGAACUUUAAGCAAAUCCAGGAUCAAGAAUGACGUAUACUUAUAUAUCUUACAUAAUAUUUUCUUGUAAAUA